Messenger RNA from Schistosoma curassoni, 1229 nucleotides. The record is from the annotation of a GenBank genome assembly. Lineage: Eukaryota; Metazoa; Platyhelminthes; Trematoda; Strigeidida; Schistosomatidae.
AAAUCGAAAAAUGUCUUGAUUUGACCGCUUCUGAAAAUUUUCACGAAUUGUCGAUGUGACGCACCAAUCAUUUUGCGACAGUUUGACCUUCAAGUGCUCGCGACCCCUGUCAGUGAACGAUACUCUAGGAGCGUUGCCCUUAAAGGUUAGUUUAUGCGGGCGUAUCUGUUAAUAUUUUGUGGUCGAAAAUGACCUAACAAAUGUUACACUUUAGACCUGGUAUUGGAAGCCCACAAAUAUAUUUAAGGUCUACAUGUUUAAACUGUGACCCUACUAUCAUAAAGAAUAACCUUUGAAGACAGUAAUAUUCUGCUGCGGAAAUAUAGAUGUAUACAUAACAACCUUACCCUCAUUUGAUGUAUUGUGACUUCAGUUAUAUGCAACCUGUUUGUGAAUUGCUAGACAUAUUCUUUUGUAAUCGAGUCGGAGAGAAAAUCGAUUGCAGUAUGGUAACCGUGAGGCCAUUUACUUGCUUAGACUUGUUGAAGUUUGGGAAUAUUAAUCUGGAUAUGUAUACGGAAACUUAUAGUAUCGGAUUUUAUCUGCAUUAUUUGGCAAAAUGGCCAGAGUAUAUGCGAGUUCUAGAAUCACCCACACUAACCUGUUUUGAAAGAAAUUCGACAUGUCUUUCGGAUAUUCCACACACAGGUGAUUCACAAAACCCAUCUCCCAAGGUAUUAUCAAUACCGUCUACGUGUCAACGACUUAUGGGCUAUAUGAUGGCGAAGUCAGAAGGUCAUGGAGUGGACUGGCAUGGUCAUGUCACAGCGCUGUCGGUGGCUCCUGAGUAUCGUCGUUUGAGAUUAGCUACUCAACUAAUGCUAGAGUUAGAAGAAACUUCCGAACGGAAACGAUGUUACUUUGUUGAUCUAUUCGUACGUGCAUCUAACAAACUGGGCAUAGAUAUUUAUAGUAAAUUGGGAUAUAUUAUAUACCGCAGAGUCUUAAAUUACUACUGGGGUUCCGUUGAAGAUGAAGAUGCUUUCGAUAUGAGAAAAGCACUUUCAGCGGAUGUGCUUAAACGAUCUGUCAUACCAAUGACGAGGCCGAUACGUCCAGAAGAAUUAGAACAUCCAUGAACAUACAGAUGAAGACUUGUUUAUUGGUUCUACAGUGUGGUUCUAUAUGUAACAUUAUUCAGUGGAUCCAAGUACUUGUACAUGUAUCUUUUGUAACAAUGAUAUCUUUUCUCUUCAACUGAAGUUUUGAGGGUCUGCAAAAUGACAAGA